Molecule: messenger RNA, 1792 nt
Organism: Theobroma umbraticum
Lineage: Eukaryota; Viridiplantae; Streptophyta; Magnoliopsida; Malvales; Malvaceae
Product: nucleolar/coiled-body phosphoprotein
Cellular component (GO): nucleolus
Molecular function (GO): protein binding
Source: RefSeq, a predicted model, not a curated record
GAAUUCUUUAAACCUUGGUCUGGGUAGAGAAAAGGAAAAGCAAAACCCUAGUCGCUUGUGGUGAGAGAGAGAGGGGGUGAGGGUUUAUAUAAAUUUACUUAUGUCGUUAAUGGUUCGGAAGCCUUCCCCUUCGCUCAUAGCUUUGAAGCCUCGCCAAGUUGUACUUUCUUCCAAUACAACCAUGAAGAACAAGGCCUCACCUCAGUCCUUGAAUCCCCACCAAAAGUCUCUUCUCCUUCUCUCCAUAGCCCAGUUUCUCGAACGCAAUUCCUUCUCCAAAACCCUCAAGAAGUUUCUCUCCGAAUCCCAUAUACAGAAAAAUGCUUUGACUGGUUCUUCCCUGGAUUUGGAAGAAAUGUGCUGCAAGUAUUUGGCAAUGAGUAAUAAUUCCAGCUCAAAUUUAAAUAGACAGCAGUUCCAAGAUAUGCAGGUGAAUGGCAAUCCUAAUGGUGAUGAACAAGUUGGCAUUGCUUCGGCUGUUGAUACUGCUAUCAAGAAAAAGAAAAAGAGAGGCAAUGAGAGUAGUACUGAUGCACUAGCUGGUCAAUCUGAAGUUGUUGAUAAAUCUGCCAACUCUAAGAACAAUGAGGAGCAAGUUUUCCACAAAGCAUCAAAGGCACCUGCUGAUGAUAUUAUGGAUGGGUCGCAGUUGGAUGAGUCUGUUAAGAAACAGAAGAAGAAAAAGAAGAAAAGCAAGUUGGAUUCUGAAUCUUACGUUGGUAAUGCAAAAUGUUUAGGUGGGGAAUCUGAAAAGUAUAAAGAUGCAGUAUCUAUGGAGAGUGAUAGAGUGUCUGAUGCAGGGAUGGAGAGUAAAACUAAGGAUAAGAAGAAAAAGAAAAUUAAGCUUACGUCUGAUUCAUUUGUUGACAAUGUUGAGCAACAUGGUUCAGAGGAUAAGCUGCAGGCUGCUACUACCUUGAAUGCUGGUGACAUUUCGUUGGAAGAUAAGACUACCAAAUCUAAAGCAAAAAGGAAAGAGAAGAAUGAUUCUGAAGAGCUUGAAAAAGGAAAAUCUAGUGGAGUGGAAUCAAAAAAUAAUAAUAUUGGGAUCUUGAAGGAGGAUUCAACAAUCAUGGAUAGUAAAGGUUCCAAAAAAAGGAAAAGAUUGGAUUCUGAAGUUAAUGAUUCUCAGCCUGUUGAUAAAAUGGCUAUUGAAGACUCUAAACGUAGAAAGACAGAAAGUUCACAAGGGCAGGAAAAUGGGAACAUUGAGAAAAAUGGAAAGAAUUCUGAGCAAAACAGUUUGAAGAAGCAGCAAAAUGGUUCAGUUCCGCCAAAGAAACCAUUUCAAAGAGUGAACAUUGAUGAGGUAGUAUUUGUUGAUAGAAGGCUUGAAGAUAAUUCAUACUGGGCGAAGGAUGGCGCUGAAAAUGGAUAUGGUGCAAAAGCACAAGAAGUUCUAGGGCAAGUAAGAGGAAGGGAUUUUCGGCAUGAGAAGACCAAGAAGAAGCGUGGAAGCUAUAGAGGAGGACUAAUUGAUCAGCAGUCUCACUCGAUAAAAUUCAAUUAUUCUGAUGAUGAAUAACUGGGGCUUUCUGGUGCAUGAUGAGUUAGUCCUUUUUGUCAUUUUCAUACUUUUUGAGAAAAUAUGGAAUAUUUAAUGGAUCACAAUAUGAUAAUUCUUGUGUUCCUCUGUCAACUCUUCUGUAUCAUAAAAAAUUGUCCUAGUUUUCAGGCUCGAAGAUCUCUAGCUAAUUGAAUCCUAUAUCUAUGUUUUGUUUGCAGUAGUUCAAAACGUUACCUUCACCUUUUCUUGUAAGUAAUGAAGCAAAUUGUUGUUUUGUUCCAUUGA